Eubalaena glacialis (North Atlantic right whale) is the source of this 3316-nucleotide messenger RNA. RefSeq names its product Jrk helix-turn-helix protein (gene JRK). Gene Ontology annotation, cellular component: nucleus. Lineage: Eukaryota; Metazoa; Chordata; Mammalia; Artiodactyla; Balaenidae. The transcript is spliced from 2 exons. The record is from RefSeq and is a predicted model, not a curated record. Bases 410 to 2005 code for a protein of 531 amino acids. Gene Ontology annotation, molecular function: DNA binding.
GCGCUUCCGGCCGGCGGUGGCGGCUCGGGGUCUGCAGCUGCUAAAGCACCAUGUGCGUGAGAGAGGCACCCACGGCUCAGACGGUGAAACCUCGAUUUGCCGGAAACCAGCUCCCGGGGCCCCUUUACCCUCCGGUCCGUGUUUGAGGGGAGAAGCUGCCACCGUCCCUGCAGAGAAGGCUGGAGGUGCCAGCCGUGGAAGCCUAGGGCGGCUGACGCUGGUCCCCCCCGCAGAGAGGGCCGGGAAGCUGCCGGAGCCGAGAAGGGGCCUUGGCUCGCGGUGGCCCCGCAUCAGCGUCAGCAUCAGCAGGACACGGGUGGGCGAGGGUGGCGGGAGGGGAGGGAGGGGUGGAAAGGCCUCCAGUACUGGCUCAGGCGCGACCGCUGCCGGCGGGACGAGCCCCCUGCUCAUGGCCUGCAAGGCGGCUGCCGGGAGGGGCCCGGGGGGGAAGCGCAAGAGGGUGGUGCUGACCCUGAAGGAGAAGAUGGACGUCUGCCGGCGCCUGGAGAAGGGGGAGAGCAGGAGGGCGCUGAUGCAGGAGUACAACGUGGGCAUGUCCACCCUGUACGACAUCAGGGCCCACAAGGCCCAGCUGCUCCGCUUCCUCGCCAGCUCCGACUCGGACAAGGCCCUGGCGCACCGGCGCACGCUGCACGCGCCCAAGCUCGAGCACCUGGACCGCGUGCUGCACGAGUGGUUCCUGGUGAAGCGCGCCGAGGGCGUGCCCGUCUCGGGCCCCAUGCUCAUCGAAAAGGCCAAGGACCUGUACGAGCAGAUGCAGCUGACAGAGCCCUGCGUGUUCUCUGGCGGCUGGCUCUGGCGCUUUAAGGCCCGACACGGCAUCAAGAAGCUGGACGCGGCCAGCGAGAGACAGGUGGCCGACCACCAGGCUGCAGAGCAGUUCUGCGGCUUCUUCCGGAGCUUAACCGCCGAGCACGGCCUGUCCCCCGAGCAGGUGUACAACGCCGAUGAGACCGGCCUCUUCUGGCGCAGCGCGCCCAGUCCCAGCCUGGAGGGCGGGGCGGUGCCCGGCCCCAAGCAGAACAAGGACAGGCUGACCGUCCUCAUGUGCGCCAAUGCCACGGGCUCCCACAGGAUCAAACCCUUGGUGGUCGGGAAAUGCGGCGGCCCCAAGGCGGUCCAGGGCAUCCAGCACAUCCAGCACCUGCCUGUCGCGUACAAGGCCCAAGGUAACGCGUGGGUGGACAAGGAGAUUUUUACUGACUGGUUCCAUCACAUCUUUGUGCCCGCGGUGAAGGAGCACUUCCGAGCCGUGGCUCUGCCCGAAGACAGCAAGGCCAUCCUCCUGCUGGACGGCUCCCGGGCCCACCCGCGGGAGGCCGAGUUGGUUUCGGAGAACAUUUUCACCAUCUUCCUGCCCGCCAGCGUCACCUCCCUGAUCCAGCCCAUGGACCAGGGCAUUCGGAGGGAUUUCAUGAGGAACUUCGUCACCCCUCGCAGCACGCUGCAGGCCUUCACCCCCCGCUGCAGCGUGCAUGACGCCGUGCUCGACGUGGCCUGCGCCUGGAACGCGGUGCCGGGCGGCGUCUUCAGCCGGGCCUGGAGGAAGCUGUGGCCCGAGGUCACGCUCGUCGAAGGCUCGUCUUCAGAGGAGGAGCCCGAGCGCCUCAGGACGAAGCCUCCCGACCAGACCUUCGUGCACAUCCCCGGGCUCGGGGGAGGCGCCCCGGCCCGCCUUGGGAGCGCGGCCACGGGGAGUGCCGAGCUGGCCGAGGCCGGGGAGGGUGACGAGGCGGCCUGGGAGCAGGCGGCUGCAUCCUUCGACGCUGUGGUGCGCUUUGCGGAGGGGCAGCCCUGCUUCUCGGCACAGGAGGUGGGCCAGCUGCGCGCGCUGCGCUCCGUGUUCGGCAGGCGGCAGCAGGCACAGCGGCGCAGGGCCCUCAGGGCCGCAGUCAAGCUCGAGGCGCCCUGGGAGCACUCUGGGCCUCGCGGCGCCCCGCCUCGCUCCCCUCUGCCCGGCUCGUCCACAGCGGGUGAGGCCUGAGGCAGCGGGGCCCGACCUGCGGUCUCAGGGGUCAUGUCCCUCAGGACGGCCGCCCCAUCGGGGUUUUGCCGUGUGGCCUGCCACAUGGGUGCCAGGGGGUCUUCCUGAAGGGCCCACCCAGACCCGAAACGUACCGGAGCCUCCGGUGGCCGGAAGCCAGCCUCGUGUUCGCUGGCUGAGCCUUGCUGUGUCCGAGGGUGGAGAUGUCUCUCUGUCCAGGUGGGGAAGAGCCGCCUUCAGCCGACCAAUGGCGGUACCCGCUGCCACUUGACGGGGCUGGCCCUUCCUGUGGCCCACCGCUCCCCUCCACCGGGACUCAGUCUGCUGGUCUGGGGGCCAGCCCUGGGUCGGGCAGGUCUCUGAGGGCAGGUCACCGAGGGCGGGACUCAAUACGAAUAAGAGUCGGCGUGGCCCCUGCCUGUGGCUUUACAGGCCACGUGUCCCCCUUCAGUCGUGAGCUCACGUAGCAGCACAAGUCUCUCAGAGCUUCUCCGUGUUGCCAGCACAUCCUGCCUCUCAGACUUGGACCCCACGAUGCAGCAGGCUGCACGCCGACUUGAUGUGGUAGAAUUGCUCCGUUAAAGCCAACAGGAGCGGGCGGCUGGGGUGCCCGUCACCCCAAUGCGGGGCUACAGGGCACUGCCAGUGUUUCGAGCAUCUUGGCUCCGAGUCCAACGUACAGGCCUCGUUCCCCAGAAUUUCACAUUUACAGCCUCUGCAUUAAUAAACUUUGACCAGAUGUUCAGAAAUUAGCCUUAGGCGAUAUAACAAAAACAGUAAAACAUGCAGCUGAGCUGUCUAGCAGUAUUUGAACUCCUCUUUUCAGCUGUUUGCCCCACAGUGAUUCACGUGUGGAACGCUGGCUGUGCUGGUGGUCUCGUAAAGGCCGAUUGCGGGAUGACGCGGCUGUGUUUCCUGGGUUGCAGCUGAUUCCCAGCCUCUCUGUUCCGCCAUGUCGCUCGUCAGCACGGCCGUAGGACAGAGAGCCCCUUAUCGGCAGUGGUCGCCCUCUGUGAACGUACAUGAAAUGGGCGUGCUUUUCUGUACUCUUCUCACUGCUUGCCUUCAGUUGCAUCCCCUUCGUGGGUAGCUGAAUCGGCCCAUAGUUUUCAUUCCUGUGUUUGUUGCGUGCCGAGAGCCCUCUGUUCCCGUGAGAGCCGAGGGGAGGUGAGGGCUUGGUUCGCAGUCGGUUUCUCUGGUGUUUUUACAUCUUUCCAAACAGUGAGGUGACAGUCGUGGCUGACCUGGCACUGCUCUGUGGACCGUGCGUUUCCCGCUUUAAAUGCGUGUGUGAAGAUUGUGAAACAAGCA